AGCACAGGAAAGGGACGUAAUUUCUGGAACUGCGCAGAGCUUGGCCGGAAGGAAGUGGUGUUAGCUGACUGACGUUAGCGAGCUCCGAUUACAAAGUCUGUUGCGGGUUCUAUGGAAGAGAUGUCAGGAGAUAGUGUGGCGAGCUCUGCAGUGCCAGCAGCUACAACCAGGACUACUUCUUUUAAGGGUUCCAGCCCCAGCUCAAAAUAUGUGAAGUUAAAUGUUGGUGGGGGACUUUACUACACUACAAUGCAGACACUAACCAAACAGGAUACAAUGCUAAAAGCCAUGUUCAGUGGCAGGAUGGAGGUCCUUACAGACAGCGAAGGUUGGAUUUUGAUCGAUCGCUGUGGCAAACAUUUUGGAACAAUCCUUAACUACCUUAGAGACGGGGCAGUGCCACUCCCUGACAGCCGACGGGAAACAGAGGAACUUCUGGCUGAGGCCAAGUAUUAUCUUGUACAAGGCCUAGCCGAUGAAUGUACGGCUGCUUUGCAGAACAAAGAAACUUAUGAGCCCCUUUGUAAAGUGCCUCUGAUGACCUCCUCUAAGGAAGAACAGAAGCUUAUUGCGACUUCUAAUAAGCCCACUGUCAAACUGCUGUAUAAUAGAAGCAACAACAAGUAUUCAUAUACCAGCAAUUCUGAUGACAACAUGCUGAAAAAUAUUGAACUGUUUGACAAGUUGUCUUUGCGGUUCAACGGGCGAGUACUUUUCAUCAAGGACGUGAUUGGAGAUGAGAUCUGUUGUUGGUCAUUUUAUGGACAGGGGCGUAAGAUUGCUGAAGUCUGCUGCACCUCAAUUGUUUAUGCUACAGAAAAGAAGCAGACAAAGGUUGAGUUUCCUGAGGCACGGAUAUAUGAGGAAACCCUCAACAUCCUACUCUACGAGUCUCAUGAUGGUAGGGGUCCAGACAAUGCUCUACUGGAGGCCACAGGGGGCGCUGCGGGACGAUCGAGUCAUCUGGACGAGGACGAUGAGCGAGAACGAAUCGAGCGAGUUCGUAGGAUUCACAUCAAAAGACCAGAUGACCGCACACACCACCACCAGUGACCUUCAUUCCCCGGCCUGUCAGCCUGUGUCUCUGCCCCUGGAAAGUCUUUGCACUAUGCUUGUGCCUUACAACACCCUAUGCCUCUCUGUCUCACUCUUAUUUUACAAGCUUCCUUUGUCGUGUGGUCUCACAGGUUUGUUAGUCGUGAAAACUUGUACCACGGUUUUCUGCUAGCCAGCAGAAGCUCUUAAACGUUAAUGUUUGCAUUCCGCACAUCUGCAUGUGAUCAGAGAAAAAAGUGAAAAAUUAAUGAGUCACUGUUAAUAUUUCUAUUGGAGGUAAUACCCAUGCCUGUAUUACAUGCAGGAGAGCAAGAAUUAUAAGCAGCUAAGAUGAUAAUUAUGUAAUUUUGCUACUCAUUGACAUGGUUUAGACGGGUCCACUGUAAAGGCAUCAGUGGAAUAGAUAAACACAGUGAGACCACAUGAUUACUAAGGUGUUUUGUAGCCUACAGAUAAUAAAAUGUUUUUUAAUUUUACUAAUUUUGAUACAGAUAUCACAGGACGCAAUGUUACAUUGUAGUGCUUCUACCAUAUUUACUUUUGACAUUUCAGCGUUUUCCCGUAACUCCAUCGUUAUUUUCUGUGGGGAGAACUUGAGCUGAGACCUGAGGUGUUAAAUGUGCUUGGGUGAUUGAAUGAUGGAUGCCGAGGCUGGAGUGAAGGACUGCAACCAGAGUGCUCCCUGGGAUGAAGGAACUUAAAGUCUACAAGCUUUUAACGGGGAUUAGACCUGUCCUGCAUCACCUCAUUCAAGCAAAUGUACUGUUUGCACAAGUAGAUUUGAGUUCAAAUAUAUUUAACAAUCAGUACGUAGGUUGUACAGAAGUGAACAUUUAUGUAUGUUUUAUAUUUAUACACGCAUUAUCAUUGAAAUAAAUUUCUACAAACAUUA
Messenger RNA from Betta splendens (Siamese fighting fish), 1948 nucleotides. It is a transcript of the gene kctd10, whose product is annotated as potassium channel tetramerization domain containing 10. The record is from RefSeq and is a predicted model, not a curated record. The transcript is spliced from 7 exons. Gene Ontology annotation, cellular component: Cul3-RING ubiquitin ligase complex. Gene Ontology annotation, biological process: protein homooligomerization; proteasome-mediated ubiquitin-dependent protein catabolic process; protein ubiquitination. Bases 112 to 1053 code for a protein of 313 amino acids. Lineage: Eukaryota; Metazoa; Chordata; Actinopteri; Anabantiformes; Osphronemidae. Gene Ontology annotation, molecular function: ubiquitin-protein transferase activity; protein binding.